CCAGGAUACAAUGACGAUUGAGUUCUGAUUUAUUUAAAGACGUCCAGCGACACUCCCCUUCUCCUCCAGUGUCCACCCCAGUUUUCUUUUCCACUCUCCACGAAAUAAGCUUCUGUCAGACACCGCUAGCCUGAGGCAUUGCCUUGACGAUCUAGUCUAGAAAGUCCACUCUACCCCAGUUCUGCUCCACCACCAUGCCUGUCGUCUCCAGACUCGUGUCGAUUAUUCUCCGCAUCGCCGAGAUUGCCUUUGCUGCGGUCGUUGCCGGUAUCUUCGGCUGGUUCCUCCACGAAUUCGACGACGUCGACGUGUGGCCCAAGCCUCGCUGGAUCUAUACCGAAGUCAUAGCCGGUAUAUCCAUACUGUUCGGCCUAAUAUGGCUGAUCCCGUUCUCGUCGGGAUUCUUCACCUGGCCGCUUGACCUGCUUAUCUCGUUUGCCUGGUUUGCCGCAUUCGGAAUCCAAGUCCAUGCCAACAACAGGCUCAACUGCGGUAGCAUCUGGGCCUGGGGCCGUAUCACGGAUGACUCGUACUGUGGCCGCUGGAAGGCUGGUCAGGCAUUCAGCUUCCUUUCCGCUAUCGUCUGGAUUGUCUCUGCGCUUGUGGGUAUCUGGUUUACCUUCCGUGUCAGGAGACACGCGACCGACCGAUAUGGGCGCGGCUACCGUGUUUAAACAGUUUAAUGCUGUAUGACAGGCUUCAGGCUCCCGACUCCGUAUGCUGUGCCCGUUCCACGAAGUACAUGCUUGAGGCGAUUUUAAUGGAGGUUACGACUCGUUAUCUUUACGAAGCUCAUUUGUCUAUUGAUAUAAUACCCUUUACGUUGAAAUCAACUUAAUUCAAGCUUUAUCUAAUCCAAAUCUAAUAUUUCAUUUGGUUCCAAU
Molecule: messenger RNA, 884 nt
Organism: Aspergillus calidoustus
Lineage: Eukaryota; Fungi; Ascomycota; Eurotiomycetes; Eurotiales; Aspergillaceae
Source: the annotation of a GenBank genome assembly